Messenger RNA from Clonostachys rhizophaga, 1935 nucleotides. NCBI's taxonomy places the organism in Eukaryota, Fungi, Ascomycota, Sordariomycetes, Hypocreales, Bionectriaceae. The record is from the annotation of a GenBank genome assembly.
AUGGUGUUGGCGGCGGCGCAUGCGUCUGGAGUGCUCUCCAAGGAUUUGACAGUCGUGCUACCUGAGACUGUUCUUCCUGCCAAACUGGAAAAGAUCAAAUCUUACCUUAUCAAUGUCAUCCUCCACGGCGCAGAGACUGGCCUUGCGGAGAAGCACGCCCAACACCUCGCUGCUUCAGGGGAAUAUACAUACAUCUCGCCAUAUAAUGACCUGGACAUUGUGGCUGACAAGGAACGAUUGGAAUCGAAAUCCUGGAGCAAUGCCUUCAACCCUCAAAUCACAAUCUGCGGAGUCUCUGCUACAAACUCCCAGGCUCUUGCAAAGUCCAUAUCUUCAGGACGAGUCGUAGAGGCUCAUCACUUCCCAACACUCGCUGAAGCAGUGGCUGGCGGACUUGACGAAGAUACCGUUACUCUAGCGCUGGCUCAAUCGGUGGUUGAUCACGUCAUUAAGUGCGAAGAAAAUGAUAUUCUCUCUGCUCUGAAAACAAUUGCUUUUCAUGAAAACAUGAUUAUGGAAGGAUCUGCAGCAUUAGCAUUAGCCGGAUAUAACAAAUAUGCUGACAGGUUGGCUGGGCAGACGUCUGUUAUUCUACUUUGUGGUGCAAAUAUCUGCGUCGACGGCAGGACAGCCACCAUCACGACCAGCCUAAACUCGGCGCUUACGCAGUUCCGCCAUCCCGCUAAUCCGCGCCUCCUGUGGGCCGAUGCCUUAUGUAUCAACCAGAAAGAUACGGCGGAGAAGACAGUCCAAGUCCAGCUCAUGGCAGAUGUCUAUCGCUACGCGGUGCAGGUCCUCGUCUGGCUCGGGCCCGAUGCAGACGGCCUCGAAGAGUUCUUCCCAACAGUCUAUGCAGCUUCAAGGUUUAUCUCCGUAAUCGAAGCGAGGUAUAACAGCGAGCCCGAGGGAGCAAUUGAGUUGCAGCGCCAAAUGAUGCGCUUGAGCUGGGAACCAAUCCUAGAGCUAUUCCUCUGGCCGUGGUUCACACGGAAGUGGGUUGUGCAGGAGGUUGCCCUUCCCAAGCAUGUUGUCAUGUGCUACGGGAACCUGUGGUUUCCUUUCCACACUCUGGGAAUGAUAACCUUGGCUUUAGUCGACUGGCCCGUAAGUGCGGGCUUGGUGGCCCAGUGGGAUAAGAAGUAUUUUACUGGGCUUUUCAACGCCUAUUUCCUCCACUCAGUGCAUCGCAAUAAGGUCAACAACUGUGGAGAUCAAGAGGACAUACUUAGUUGUCUUGUCUGGACCAAGCUAAUCCAGUGCUCGGUCCCACAUGACCACAUCUAUGGUCUCCUCGGGCUUCUGGAUACUUUUGGGGCUUCUCUGAAGCCAGACUACCAGUGUAGUCCCGCCGACGCCUUUGCCCGGUUUGCCAUCUGGAACCUUGUUGAAGAGGAGAGGCCGGAGGUGUUAUGUAUUCCUAGCAAACCCGAUGGCCAGAUUAUUCUACCCUCUUGGGUGCCGGAUCUUAGCAAUAUGCAGGACAUCCACCCUAUUGCGAACCAUACGUUGCGCCUGUUUUCUGCCGGAGGACAGCAGGCACCACAAUUUACCGUCUCGGCCGAUAGAAAAAUUCUGAGUUGUCUAGGCAGGAUCAUAGUCACAAUAGAAAAUUACACGUGUUGUGUGAGCAAGAUGCAGCUGCCCGAGGAGAUUCCUGAGAGCCUAGCGUGCGAAAGACUUGCAGCCGAAAACAUGGGCGGUCUACCUUACAAUGACAACGGUAGCAAUGAUGGAAACGCCCAUGGCAAAACUAGGCUGCCCCCGGAUCGUUUUGAGCAGUUUCGGCGCACGAUGCCCUGCGGGUUUCACUUCAGCGAUGGCGGUUACCACCGCCCAAAGCCGUCCGUCGGCACCACCUUGGCGCGCUACUUCGAUCUGCUGGGUGAUUCCUGCAGCGAAAGCCGCUACAAGCAAUUUGGAAGUGUGCUUUGGUGA